UCUCGAGUCUCGACCCUUGUUCUCAUUUUUGCGUGCUUUUCUUCUCUACAGUUGAACCCAAGGCGAGGGCCGUCAGGCAGGCGCAGCAGAAAUGAUAAAGAGGCGAUUCUACAAGCAAGAGCACGACGAAAAAAAUGAUCCUUCUGAUUCAUCUUCGUCUUCUUCAGAUUCGGAAGCUGAUGUCCAAGAAGAAUACGAGGAGGAAACUGCAGAAGAAGAAGUAGAAGCAGUUGCAGAUGUUAAAGAAGACCAAAAACUUGACUUUCCAGAAUCUGGUUCUGGAUACGAGAGUGAAGAAAGUUCAGCAAAUGAGGUUGAUGUUGACUCAUCAGGAUUGCUAGUGAAUGAUGAUGAAGAGGAAUCUGGACAUGGCAGACAAAGCCUUGGUGAAAGUCGUUCAAGUGCUGAAGGCAAUGCUGGGACAGUGGACACCCAAUCCAAUGGCAUGGCAGAAAAGGAUUCUACUGAAGCUGAUUUCAAUUAUUACAUUUUGAAAUGUAAAUCUGUCUUUAAGUGUAGGCUCUGCCCCAGAAUUGUUUGUUUGACUGAAGACACCUUGAGGGCUCAUUUCAAGUCUAAGAGACAUGCUCGAUCAGAGAAGUUACUGAGGGAAGGGAGACUGAAGUUCAUGCUCAAUAGCGAUGGAGAGAUCGAGGAAGAUCAAGAAACCCAUGCAGAGAGGCACGCAAGGACUGUAGCACUUGCAGAGGAUUUAGCUAAUCCAAAGAAGAAAAACAAAGGGCGGCAGAGACAGAGGCUGAGGUUAAGAAAGAAGAAAAUGGAUGAUGGUUCCAACAAUGGGAAAGGAAAGCAAUCGCUGAAAAACCCAGCUAAGAAAAGGCGUAUAAACAAGGAUUGACAGUGAAAAAUGAAAGAAAGCUAGGCGUAUAAGCCCCUAGUUGGCAUUCUGUGGGUUCUAUGUCAAGAGUUUUAUUGAGGUUGGUUGGCAGGGGAAAAGAAAGAUACACUGUCAAUGCAGUUUUUGAAUCUGUUUUUUUUUUACGGUUUGUGCUUGCCAACGUGGAAAACAUUUUUUUCCCCCUGUUUAAAGAGUUGUACAUUGGCAUCGUUGAUAUGCCAACUGUAAUUUUUCUUCAACUUUCAGUGGUUAUCUUGAAAGGGAGCACUCUCCAGUAUCCCAGAGUAAAAGUUCUGUUCUCAAAGAAAAUCAAGGAUAUUAGAUGUUUACAUUGUAAUCCUCCAACCUCUGUGUGUACAAAUCUUUGAAUCUGAAUGGCACAACUGGCAUGCAGAA
This is a messenger RNA of Telopea speciosissima, 1255 nucleotides long. RefSeq lists its product as uncharacterized. The coding region runs from base 92 to 859 and encodes 255 amino acids. The record is from RefSeq and is a predicted model, not a curated record. Lineage: Eukaryota; Viridiplantae; Streptophyta; Magnoliopsida; Proteales; Proteaceae. The transcript has 6 exons.